This is a messenger RNA of Candoia aspera, 1987 nucleotides long. It is a transcript of the gene SLC35A1, whose product is annotated as solute carrier family 35 member A1. Lineage: Eukaryota; Metazoa; Chordata; Lepidosauria; Squamata; Candoiidae. Bases 121 to 1137 code for a protein of 338 amino acids. Gene Ontology annotation, biological process: pyrimidine nucleotide-sugar transmembrane transport. The record is from RefSeq and is a predicted model, not a curated record. Gene Ontology annotation, cellular component: Golgi membrane. Gene Ontology annotation, molecular function: pyrimidine nucleotide-sugar transmembrane transporter activity. The transcript has 8 exons.
UCGAAGUGAUGUGGAACGGGAUGGACACUCUAUCCAGCCUCUAAAGCUCUCUAUGAUAAAUUGGACUGAUUGGCUGGGCGGACUUUUUCGCUCGCCAAUUGAUUCCUUCUCUUGGAUACUAUGGCGCCUCCGAAAGAAAAUGUCAGCCUACUUUUUAAGUUGUACUGCUUGACGGUGAUGACCUUAGUGGCUGCAACAUAUACAGUAGCGUUGCGAUACACAAGAACAACCACAGGAAUUCUGUACUUUACAUCCACAGCUGUUUGCAUUACAGAAGUUAUCAAAUUAUUCCUAAGUCUGGGCAUUUUAGCACAUGAGACUGGAAGCCUGGAUAGAUUGUCAGUGUCUUUGAAACAAAAUGUCUUGGGCAGUCCUAAAGAAUUGUUGAAAUUAAGUGUUCCUUCAGUUGUAUAUGCUGUUCAGAAUAACAUGGCCUUCCUGGCUCUCAGCAAUUUGGAUGCAGCGGUUUACCAGGUGACGUAUCAGCUGAAAAUCCCCUGCACAGCCUUAUGCACUGUCUUAAUGCUGAACCGUUCCCUUAGUCGACUGCAAUGGUUCUCGGUCUUUAUGCUGUGUGGUGGAGUCACCCUUGUGCAGUGGAAACCAGCUCAGGCUACAAGAGUUCAGGUGGAACAGAAUCCACUGCUAGGAUUUGGUGCGAUAGCAAUUGCUGUUCUAUGUUCAGGGUUUGCAGGAGUAUAUUUUGAGAAAGUACUAAAAAGCUCCGAUACAUCUUUAUGGGUUAGGAACAUUCAGAUGUAUCUCUCUGGAAUUGCAGUGACAUUGCUUGGGGUCUACACAGCGGAAGGAGCUCAAGUAAUGGAGAAGGGUUUUUUUUAUGGCUAUACGCCAUAUGUCUGGUUUGUCAUCUUUCUUUCCAGUGUUGGUGGCCUCUAUACUUCGGUUGUUGUUAAAUACACAGACAACAUUUUGAAAGGUUUUUCUGCAGCAGCAGCCAUUGUACUCUCUACAGUUGCAUCAGUCAUUCUCUUUGGUUUACAAAUCACCAUAACUUUCUCUCUGGGUGCACUGCUUGUCUGCAUUUCGAUAUAUCUGUAUGGAUUGCCUCGACAAGAUACAACAAAAAUUCAGCCAGCAGAAACAAAAGUGUCAAAAGAGAAUCUUGCUACCGUGUGACACCUGUCUUCAUGAAGAAUAGAAAAGGCAGUAUAAAGGAAAGGAGACUAUUUGUGUGUCUCUCCCCCCCCCCCACCUUCCUUUUUGAAUUUGGCUUUGAUGGGACUGAAAAUGAAGUCAGUCAUUCACUGAAUGAGAAUUUACACUGGAGGAGGAUUCUUUGCUAAUCUGUAGAACCUCACUUUCCUUAUAAACUUUUUUCUUAUUUUUGCAAUUGAAGAUGCUGCGCGCUGAAAAGAAUGAAUGGAAGGCACAGUUAAGUUGUGUAUAAAAUAAAUAGGGAGAUGGCCUUGGAAUUUACUCCCAUGUUAUGACACGAUACAUAGGCUUUGUUGCCAGAAAUGCUUGCAGUUGCAAGGAAGGGAUAAUUCAAACUUAAAUGCGACCAAAACAACGUAAGAUUAUAUUGGAAGGAUAGCGUCUUUUUCUCCAUGGAUACCUGGCAUUAAGAUCCAGCCAAGUGCUGUACUGCUUUUAUGAUAAAAAAUAGUUGUUUCAACAAGAAAAACACUGAUAAUUGUGAGACAAAAGGCAAAAUGUCUCACAAGAGUUUUAAAACUGAAAAUGGUAAUUUAUUUUUUGAUCUCCUGAACCCAGGAUCACCACUUUUUGAAACAGCAGAGAGAAAAAAAUACUGACUUCUUUUAGGAAGAAUUUUCUAUUAUAAAAAGGAAGGGGAUGGGUCAUUGUAUAUACAUUUACUUAUGCAUUGAUUUAACUGGUAAAUAUAUACAUUCUUGUGCAGUAUGGCUAGUGUUAUGUACUGUUUUGAUUUGAAUCUUUACACUUGCAUUAAGUAUGUUUUAGAGAAAGGGAACAAACUAUGGAUUAAAUAUCAUUUGGGUUUAUA